AUGUCUCUCUUUCCAGUUGCCAACGAUCCUCCUACUAAGCUGGGCAUCUAUCGUGUCCUGUCCUCUCGCGCAGGGGUGAGAGUAUCUCCUUUGGCCCUUGGUGCUAUGAGUAUCGGUGAUAAAUGGGGGCCGCAUGGUAUGGGUUCGAUGCAUAAAGAGUCUAUGAUAUGGGCGGAAAUUUCAUCGAUACUGCGAAUGGAUAGACGAGUCAUCCGAAUAGUUCAUUGGACUGACGAGGCUCCUUCGCAGUACACCACAAACUACAAACGGGGAAACGACGCGAUCGCACAAAAGCGUGGAAGCGAUCUGAAGAAACUCCGUACGUCGUACAUCGACAUUCUAUACCUUUAUUGGUGGACUUCGAUACCGGAAGUCAUGGGCAGCCUUCAUAAUCUCGUCACUGCACGGAAGGUUCUCUACCUCGGCAUCUCUGACACUUCCUCGUGGGUCGUCGCCCUAGCUAACCAAUACGCCAUUGAUCACGGAAAGACCCCAUUCGUCGUCGAUCAAGGUAGAUGGAGCAUUUUGGACCGCUCGUUGGAACGCGAGAUCGUUCCCAUGGCCAAAACAUUGGGUUUGGCGAUCUCUCCCCGGGGUGUACUCGCCGAAGGGAAGAUGCGCACGGAUGCGGAUGAACAGCGACGAAGGGAGACGGCGCUGGAGAAGGUAGCUACAGAGAUCGGUGUUGGGGACAACAUCACAGCCGUCGCGAUCGCGUAUGUCAUGCAGAAAGCACCCUAUGUUUUCCCAAUCAUCGGAGGCCGAAAAGUGGAACAUCUCAAGGCGAACAUGAAGGCGCUGGACAUCUCGUUGUCUAAGGAACAGAUUGAGUAUUUGGAUGAUAUUGUGCCUUUUGACCCUGGUUUCCCUACGACGGCGAUUGGUGACGGAAGUAGUUACAAUAUCUUCCUUGCGUCGACCGCCAAAAUGGCGAAACUACCAACCUUGCAACCUAUCAAGCCCUGAUUACUUGUUGCUUUGAGGGGUUGACGCCUCCUCCCUGCGUUGAUUACAUCUGUAACUCAUGUACACACUUUUUCAAUCAGAAAUCAAUUUUAGUAGCUACAAAGAAGAAUCAAAUUUAUCCAUCCCGUUUUUGUCGUGUUCACAGUACAAGAAAUUGGGCACUAUCGCUGCGUAUCGCACCAUGGCAUCCUGUAGUUUGUUCGUAUCAAUGUUACUCCAAGGGUUCCACUUUCUGGAGCAUCCAUUUCAUGGGAGGUGAACUUAACCCACUCCUCGGCGAGCUAAAGUAUAGG
Desarmillaria tabescens is the source of this 1259-nucleotide messenger RNA. RefSeq names its product NADP-dependent oxidoreductase domain-containing protein. The transcript is spliced from 7 exons. The coding region runs from base 1 to 966 and encodes 321 amino acids. Lineage: Eukaryota; Fungi; Basidiomycota; Agaricomycetes; Agaricales; Physalacriaceae. The record is from RefSeq and is a predicted model, not a curated record.